Messenger RNA from Ixodes scapularis (black-legged tick), 4879 nucleotides. Its product is annotated as post-GPI attachment to proteins factor 2-like. The coding region runs from base 213 to 1025 and encodes 270 amino acids. Lineage: Eukaryota; Metazoa; Arthropoda; Arachnida; Ixodida; Ixodidae. Gene Ontology annotation, biological process: GPI anchor biosynthetic process. The record is from RefSeq and is a predicted model, not a curated record. Gene Ontology annotation, cellular component: Golgi membrane; endoplasmic reticulum membrane. The transcript is spliced from 6 exons.
GACUUCUGCACGCCCUGCACGUGGUGGCCAGGUCGGGCCAGGUGUCGGUCGUGUUGGGGGAUCUCUGUGGUGGGGGAUACGCCCGAGUGAUACCGGAAAUUGGUCGAUUCGGGUAGCCAGAGACGAUAAACAAAAUCGCCGAGUAAUCUUAAGUCCGAGGAGUGUUCAGGCGUGCCAAAACAGCACAUUUUAACGCCCAAACAACACCGACGAUGACUCCGCCCGUCAAACUCGUGCACAUCCGUUUUCGGACCAUCGCGGUAGUGACCGCGCUUUUGCCGCUUUCAUCGUUCCUAACGUGCAUCUUCUAUUCGCUCAUAUUUCAAUUCAAGCAAGUCACGGCGACGCACUGCCAGGUAGCCAACCUACUCCCGUCCAUCAGUGCGGCGACCGGGAGUUACAUGCCCCAGCGGUACAUCUGGCGCACUGGCAUUGGGCUCCAUGCGGCUCCCAGGCUGCUGGUCAGCUUCAUGUACCGCCGUUACUACGCCGCCAUGCUGGCUGACAUGCCGAGGUACCAGUUCCUCGCGUCCACCGCGUUCUGGCUGAACGUCGUCGAGAACUUCUGCCUGUUAGGUCUAACCAACGUCUCAUCGAGCGAAAGCUAUCAGAAAGGAAAAAGAAGAGAAACGAAAGCAAGCCAAAAGGCACAACCAACAGCACAAAUCAUCCACCGGAAGAUGUUUGUGACAUUCGUGGUCUCUGCACUCUUGUACAUGCUGGUUUCUUGUUUCAUCCCCACCGUGGCCUUCAAGCACAUGCUGUCACAAGCGGAGAGGAAGUCCCUACGCACCAAGAAGCAGCUGAUGAUCACCAGUGUUUUCUGCUCCCUGCUGGCUACCUACUUCUUCCUGCGUCACAACUGGUACUGUGAGCCUGGAGUGUACACAUUCUUUGCCCUGGCCGAAUACAUCCUGGUCCUGUGCAACAUCGGCUUCCACAUGACUGCCUACUGGGACUUUGACGACCAGCAACUGUACGUGUGGUCGCUUCAUCACGACCCGUCGGAAGACAAGGUCAGAUGAACCACGUCUGCGAAGUCGCUCGUCGCAACCCGACAGUGUUCGCCCUGCAAAGUUUCAAAGACGGUUCUUCGUUGCACACAAGGAGGGAAACCUUGUCAACGGGCCUGCGCUCUUUGUCCGGACCGGCGCACUAGCUCCCUUCUGUUACCAUGUCACUGUCGCGUGUCGGGUGCACAAAAGGACCCGCGUAAGGAAAGGUGAGACACAAGUUGGUACCCGUCGCCGGAAACUUUUUUAAGUCCUCUUUCGUUUGGGUGGCUGUGUUGACUGAGGAGCUGUUUUUCCCACCUACAUGAGGCUAAUAUUGCAUUGACUAGUUGAGCAGAGAGGGCUGUGUAGCGAUUCGAACAGACGAAGCGCAUAAAUACUAACUAAUCUCAAGACUGAUCCCUACAUUUGCAUCUAAAUGUGUUGCAUUCUCUUGCAGCUGCUUACGACGAGAAAACUGGCCGACACACUGGCAUCGUCCAUUGGGUAGCCUUGGAACUGCGUGUAACUAGACCAGGGUGUGAAAUCUAUUGGCAUGGACAGUACGCACGUCGCAGCUGCCACAUAAAAUCCUCUCCUCGCCAUGGUUGCACGUGGUGCCACCAGACGACUCUCGAUGAGCGUCUAUAGACCGACACAGUGUUUACAAACAAGCCCGAAUUUGCCCACACCAAGUGUGGGCACUGCGCAUGUGCAGAAACCGAAUUCGCAUGAAGUGAAGCGUCUGCGCAUGCGCAAUGCCGUUGACGGCGCCACCGCAGCUGCGUGACGUCAGGGCCGCAUGUUGGUCUAUACAUCAGCAUAGGCUGGCUACUUGGGCUUGUGCCAAUAGGACUUUACCUGGUCGAUUGCGUUGCUAGAAGUUGCGGCCAGUACAACCCAAUGAGAGUGUCGGAGCGAGGCACGCGACACCACGUCACAGGGCGUGUGUGACAUUGCGCCGAAUGCGAGGCCCGGAGAAACCGGCUGUUUGCUGGCCAAUAGUCACCUGCUGCAAAACCAACGAACUUCGGAUGAAUGUCCACUUCCGCAAAAUUUCCAUCUGCUAGAAUAGCGAGCUCUUUGAUAACAGUUCAUUCGACAACCAUAUAUGCUCAAUUUACCCGCGAAUCUGUGAUGGGUGCUAAUGCCAGGGCCCAGUGCAAUGUUUUGUGUAGAAACAAUCGAUUACACGGUUAUGACCGCCAACGGGCACAGCGCUACAAGGAAAAAAAAGUCAGGUGUGAAUCCGGAUGUCGUCACAUUUUUGGUCUAAAAGUGAUUGACUCAUAAAUUCGUGAUUAUUUAUUCCUUAUUCUUCAUUUGUUCCUAGAACUACAUUUGUUGCGGAGUGCUGUGGCGGUAACAAGGCCCCCUGGCCUUGGCCAUGGGGUGUUAUUGCUACCUUGCUCUGGCGCUCUUAUCAGGUGGCUGGGGCCGCAGCCUCCACAGUUUGCCAAGUUAUUGUGAAACAGACUAGUACAUGGGUAACGUUUCAUGGGCCAGGUUUUCCAUGCUUCUCUAUGGGUGACACUCGUUUUUAAAGUGCUGCAUCACGUGACACUUGGCACUCACCCUACGUGUGUUGCUUAGGCGCAGCUUUGUCGUUCGCCCUGGUUUCGUGCCUCAGUGGCAGCAAGAACAGUUUUAUUUUCACGUUGAAGCGGAGGGAUCUCUGGCACGGUGUUCAAGCCGGCGCUUGUCGAGGUCGGAACUGGCGUGCCGAGCGGAAAACAUGUGCCCUCAGGUGCCAUAGCAACAAGACACUCCUUUUUUUUUUUCUCAGUUGCGUUGUUUGGUUGGCAGAGACGCUGUUGGCAUAGGCAAGUAAUUGGACGUGUGCCAGUAAGACUCUAUCUGGUCGAUCGCGUUGCAGCGUUUGAAGUGCUGUGUGUCCUCACCUAAGGAGUACCUUACAUUGUCAACUAGACUGAAGGUUUUGCAGUACUUGUAAGAUCAAAUCACACUAUGUUUGAGAAAUGGUUACUCGUAACAAUGUCAGAAUCAUUUCAAGCCCACAAUAAAAAAAAAUUGCGUAAAAAGAUUAAAAAAAUAUAUAUACGUAUACGCCGAUCGAAAGGGUUCUAGGGCUACCUAAUAGAUGACACCAGUGUUCCAAUGCGUUCUCCUGUCAUAACAGGCUACGAGGGAAUGCUGUACUUGAGCACAGUCGAAGACAAAUGUGCGAAAGCGCCACCUUUGCCAGCUUGAGUAAAAUCACAAGCCGUUAGGUCGAAGUAACUACGUUGACUGGUGUUUUUUUCAUGCAGCGUUUAUCAAGUUUUGUGAUUAGGGUGCAUUGUUUUCACGCAGUGCAUUGAGAGAUCUGAUACUGCGGUGUUAGGUUCUAGCCGACCAGUGAAAGAUGGGCUUCCAUCUUGUACCGGACCGUCACGUGAAGACUUUGCCUCCAUGCUGCAUUUCUUACUCGGAAAGCAUUCAAGUCUGUCCUUAGUCUGGGAAUUACAAUCUCCUCAUUUUUUUCACGCGAAUCUCACCAGGCGUGCAUGGCACAGAAAGUCCGGCGGGACCAUCUCUUUCUUGGUCAAUAUUUUAGAGUCGCAUCCUUGUUGUUGAGUUGUCACUUUUUCUCUUUUAACAGUCCUUUUUAUGCAUUGAUGAGAUUUGCUUCCUGUUUUCGAGCUUUUUGCUUCAUUUUUGAGCGGUAAUGGGAAGCCUGUUUACACGUCAACUACUUUGGAGGUAUGAAUACUUUUCCUUAGCUUUUCAUAAGUGCGUUGUUUCUUAUACAUUUUUAUUAUUAUUACUUCUUUAAUUUUGGGUGGUGGGUUGUGCUUUUCCAGCCCUUGUGCGAGAGGUAUCCAAUUUUAUCAAUUCACUUCUCUCUGGCCGCUGAUCGAUCCAAUUGUGUUCACAUUAUGUUAAGUCUGGUCAGGAUGCAUCAGAUUAGACUAGGUAAAAUGAACUGCAAGAUAUUAAGAGGCUUGCUUCAUAUAGAACAUGAUUAGAAUUGACCGACUGCACGUUUGUCUCUUGCUAUUGUUACCGCUGUCGAGCACACAAUCCUCGCAAUGUUGAUUACGAAAGAAUUGCUUUCCAGUUAUUAUCCAAACUUGCCGACAUGUUGACAGGCCAUUCUGUGCAGCAGUUGAUCCCGGUGGUUGUGAUCUCCUUCCGAGUUCUCCGCACACACCCCACUAAUGGUUGCUUUGUAUUUCUUCACCUACCUAUGCCCCUGUUUGUUCCCCUCGCUCGCAUCUUCAGGUCCUUGUUUUCGGUGUCCGACGUUUCUAUGACAAUAGACCGAUCUUGCCAGCCAGUUUCUUUGUGCCACCGCUGUUGCCAUACGUCCCGGGAGCUGUAGUGUUUCUGCACGUGCGACAACCCCGCUGCAGGUUUGUGCCAGCAGGGCGCAGGCCUAAGGCACCUCAGACGUGUGUCCGGCACGCGCGUUUACUGCGUCCAAAAAGAUAUUCCUUCAAUUUCUGCCCGACGACGUCAUAAAAGUGUCACACCGUCGCUGGCCGUGAUCUUGGCAGUGUCGCAGCACCGGUUGUGGACGUGGCAGGUGCUUGCUCUGCUGCAGGUCACUCCAGUUUGACAGACCACGUAGGGUGACCACCUCCCUGCUAGUGAAAUGGGGGACACGCGGGGCAGAGGGGGGGAGGGGAGGGGAGGAGGGGAUUUAUUAAGACGACACAACGAACCAAGGCUUUGUUAACACAUUUAUUAUCCCGUACUGUUCAUUCACCUGCUAAUUGUAUUGCAGCAAUUAAGCUCAAAUAAUUUUCACUAGCAGUGAUAGAUUAUUUUGAAUGCCAAAAAUGGUAUUACAUGUGCCGAAGUUGAAAACAUAAAAAUCGACUGUACCAGAAGUCAAUGCAUCAAAUGGAAAUGAGAAACAGUAAAUAUUUUUCUGGUUAUUG